Messenger RNA from Racocetra persica, 147 nucleotides. Lineage: Eukaryota; Fungi; Glomeromycota; Glomeromycetes; Diversisporales; Gigasporaceae. The record is from the annotation of a GenBank genome assembly.
GCAAUUGAGGAUUCAUUAUUUUUAAAAGAACUAUUAGAUUUUGCUAACUCUGAUGAAUUACCAGUUCAUACUUUUCCUUUAUUAUAUGAAUUUGCACAAUUACGCCUUUUGGGAGUUAAACAAGUACCUUUAAUGGAUAAGGAAUUG